AUGGCGGACAUCCAGCACAUACCGUCGGACCUUUAUCUUGUUUCGAAUGAAGAUUCCGUUUACGAGCAAGACAUUCUCCGCGAUCCUACACGUGUGAAACCAUGGCUCGAGUAUAUCGAUUUCAAGACUCGCCAUGGAAGCGUCAUAGAGCGAGCUUUUGUAAUGGAGCGUGCUUGUGUUAAGCUGCCACGAUCAUACAAGCUCUGGAAACUCUACCUUUCAUUUCGCGUGAAACAUAUUUCAAAACUCAAUCCAGCAAUCCAUGCCGCCGAAUAUCGAAAAGUCAACGCUCUAUUUGAGAGGUCUUUGAUCCUGCUACACAAGAUGCCGUCAAUAUGGGAAAUGUACCUCAAGUUUCUAAUGAAGCAGCCCGUGGUCACGCUUAGUCGACGGACGUUCGACCGGGCUCUUCGAGCACUACCAAUUACGCAGCACAAUCGCAUAUGGUCACUAUAUCUUUCCUUCGCUAACGCAGCUUCUGGAGAAACCGCCGUCAAAACAUGGCGAAGAUAUAUGCAAGUUCACCCGGAAGACGCCGAGGACCUCAUCGAGCUGCUUGUUCUACGAGGUGGGUAUACUGAAGCAGCAAAGCGGUACAUAGACAUUCUGAACGAUACCCGGUUCUCAAGCAAGCGAGGAAAGGGGCACUAUGAACUUUGGAGCGAGAUGGUUGAAAUGCUCGUGGAACACGCCCCCGAGGUCGAAACAAGCUAUGAAAAUGGUAUUGAUGUAGAGGGCAUCAUCAGGUCUGGCAUAGUUCGGUUUGGUGACCAAAGAGGAAAACUUUGGGUUGGGCUUGCCACGUAUUGGAUUAGGAGAGGGAGCUUUGAGCGAGCCCGUGACGUUUUUGAAGAAGGCAUCACAACUGUCAUGACAGUCCGAGACUUUACUCUCAUCUUCGAUGCCUAUGCUGAAUUUGAGGAGUCUAUUAUUGGCGCCUUGAUGGAUGCUUCGGCGUCUCGAGCUGGGAAAGGUAUUGAGAGUGAAGAAUCAGACUUGGAGCUUGACAUACGGAUGAUGCGAUUCGAGAACCUAAUGGACCGCCGUCCAUUUCUUCUCAACGACGUCUUACUCCGACAGAACCCCAACAAUGUACCGGAGUGGGAGAAGCGAGUUGCUCUCUGGGGCGAUAAGAAGGUUGAGGUUGUGCAGACCUACACCGACGCGAUUACGACGAUCAAUCCGAAGAGGGCUGUAGGCCCAUUUCACCAACUGUGGGCUAACUAUGCCAAAUUCUACGAGCGGGGUGGGGAUAUUAGAAAUGCUCGUAUCAUCAUGGAAAAGGCCGUCAAAGUUCCAUUCAAAUCAGUCGCAGAGCUGGCUGAUAUGUGGAUCGAAUGGGCUGAAAUGGAACUCCGGAAUGAGAAUUUUGACGAUGCUGUUCGAGUCAUGGCUAAGGCUAUACAGGCACCGAAGAGGUCCAACGUCGAUUAUUUUGACGAGGCUUUGUCUCCUCAACAGCGAGUACACAAGAGCUGGAAGCUUUGGAGUUUCUACGUGGACCUGGUGGAAAGCGUUUCGACUUUGGACGAAGUGAAAAAGGUAUAUGAGCGCAUCUUCGAGCUCAGGAUUGCAACUCCUCAGACCGUUGUGAAUUAUGCCAAUCUCCUCGAGGAGCAUAAAUAUUACGAGGAGUCAUUCAAGAUUUUCGAGCGUGGUCUAGAUCUCUUCAGCUACCCAGUGGCUUUUGAGCUGUGGAACCUAUACCUUACCAAAGCUGUCGACAGGAAGAUCGGCAUCGAGAGAUUGCGGGACCUCUUCGAGCAGGCGGUUGAGGAUUGCCCGCCCAAAUUUGCCAAGACUAUUUAUCUGAUGUAUGGGAAUUUGGAGGAGGAGCGUGGCCUCGCACGCCAUGCAAUGCGGAUCUACGAGAGAGCAACGCGUGCAGUUUCCGAUGAAGAUCGGGCUGAUAUGUUCAACUUCUACAUCACCAAGUCGGCCUCUAACUUCGGUCUACCAUCAACAAGGCCCAUUUACGAACGAGCCAUUACAGCUCUCCCUGACAGCGAAGCGAAAGAAAUGUGUCUCAAAUUCGCGGAUAUGGAGAAGCGACUGGGUGAGAUUGAUCGGGCAAGGGCCAUAUAUGGACAUGCGUCCCAAUUCUGCGACCCUCGAACAAAUGUCGACUUCUGGACCAAGUGGGAACAAUUUGAAGUCCAGCAUGGCAACGAGGAUACAUUUAAAGAAAUGCUACGGAUCAAGCGGAGUGUGCAGGCAAAAUACAACACUGAUGUGAACUUUAUCGCAUCACAAGCCCUGGCACGCAGCCUACAUAAACCUGAAGGCUCCCCAGGUGUGGAGACUACAGAUCCCAUUGCAGCUCUAGAAAGGCAAUCCUCAACGCUACACGGCUUCGUGUCUGCCAGCACGGGGCUCAAAGAAAUGCAGAGGGCACAGGAUGCUCAGCCAUCAAAUCCAGAUGCUAUUGAUAUAGACAAUCUCGACGACUAA
Trichoderma aggressivum f. europaeum is the source of this 2451-nucleotide messenger RNA. RefSeq lists its product as uncharacterized. Lineage: Eukaryota; Fungi; Ascomycota; Sordariomycetes; Hypocreales; Hypocreaceae. The transcript is spliced from 3 exons. Gene Ontology annotation, cellular component: Prp19 complex; U2-type catalytic step 2 spliceosome; post-mRNA release spliceosomal complex. Gene Ontology annotation, molecular function: protein binding. The record is from RefSeq and is a predicted model, not a curated record. The coding region runs from base 1 to 2451 and encodes 816 amino acids. Gene Ontology annotation, biological process: mRNA splicing, via spliceosome; generation of catalytic spliceosome for first transesterification step.